GCUCUGGACUCUGGACUCUGGACUCUGGAGACCCCCACUAUUCAUCUAGCUCAAGCGGCAGUACAAGUACUUUGGCUUCUUUUCACGUAUAUCUAAUCCCCAAAAACCCCAAAUAGCCUGACAUCAACUCUUAUGGUCUCUGAGUAAUGGCAUCAGCUAUUCUAACGAGGACUCGUUUAGGUCAUUGCCUGAUUCACUCAUCCUACUCUGUCACUCACAAGCCCCGACUUUUGACUUCUUACUUCACCAAUAGAUCAUUUCACUUUCAAGCUACUCCCACCCUUACAGCUUAUAAAACGCCACUUCGGAUUCCUUUCGUUAUGGCUUCCUCAAUGGUUGGCAGAAGAACUAAUUUUUCAACUCGAACAUUAUCUGCAAAUGAGCCUGUUGUUUCCGCUGAUUGGCUCCAUGCUAAUCUCAAGGAGCCUGAUCUCAAGGUAUCUGCUUAUUUUUCUUGA
Molecule: messenger RNA, 458 nt
Organism: Juglans regia (Persian walnut)
Lineage: Eukaryota; Viridiplantae; Streptophyta; Magnoliopsida; Fagales; Juglandaceae
Product: thiosulfate/3-mercaptopyruvate sulfurtransferase 1, mitochondrial-like
Exons: 2
Coding region: 147-458 (103 amino acids)
Source: RefSeq, a predicted model, not a curated record